AUGUGUUUGUUAUUUGCAAUUAUUCUAUACUCACUUCUAUGUGUAAAAGUUAACAGUCAAGUCGGAAAAAUAGUUAAUCGCACAUCGGAAAUACAUGAUCUUCGAAGCUCAAAACAAGAUAAUGACCGCAGGGGAACGGUUACAAGAGAUAACACAACUAAACAUUCUCGGGAAAAAAAUGAAGAUUCACAUUCAAGUUCAAGUGGCGAUUUCGGAUUCCAAUCUUCACAACGAAAAUUCCAACUCAAAUACGCAAAUCAAAGAAGAAGUGAUAUUUAUACUACCGGUUACCAAACAUUCCUCGGAAAACGUAGACGAGGCAGUAAAUCACAUGUGAAAACCAUAUUCAGAAAACGUUCUGGCUACAAUCACAAUGGUCAAAAGAAACGAAGUUCCACAUUCGAAAGUUAUGGUGAGGCAGACAGUUUCGAUAGAAAGAAAAUACGUGAUGUGUUCGAUGUGAAUGGAUAUAUUUCGGAGGGUCGAAAGCGUAGUAAACUCGGUGGAUACAUCCAAGAAAAUCAACAUGCGUUUAUGUCAGGUGGACAUAAGUCGCAAGCUUCUCGAAAUGAUAUGAAAUCUAGUGAGGGCGGAAGUCACACUGAAAGUGACACUCGUGAUCAAAGUUCUAGUGGUCAACAUUGGGAAGAAAUUCAUAGGUUUGCAAACAGUACCCCACCGUGA
Molecule: messenger RNA, 684 nt
Organism: Schistosoma guineensis
Lineage: Eukaryota; Metazoa; Platyhelminthes; Trematoda; Strigeidida; Schistosomatidae
Source: the annotation of a GenBank genome assembly